GAACGAUUAUGGUUAAAAUAAAUUACACUGCUGCCAUUCUUGGGGCAUUGAAGAAGGAGGAAAUACUUAAGAUUGGCUUAAAAGAAGCUGAUCAAGACAUCUUCGAGCGUAUUAUUGAGAAUAUAAAUACUCAAUUAUCAGCAACUGCAGCGUUAAUAGCAGAAAAAAAACAGCCGACGGCCAGUUGUUACUACCGGCGACGCGAAAAAAACCGCCAGCGGCAAGAAGAAAACCUUCGGCGGCAGGAAGAAAACCGCCGUCGGCAGGAAGAAAGCCUCCGGCGGCAGAAUGAAAACCGCCGUCGACAGGAAGAAAACCGUCGUCGGCAGAAAGAAAACAAUGAAAAAAAACGUAAACCACCUGCAGAUAUGCUAUACAUUCUGUUAGUAUGCACUCAUAAACCGCCUAAAGGUAUGCUACAUGAUUAA
Teleopsis dalmanni is the source of this 428-nucleotide messenger RNA. Its product is annotated as GRB10-interacting GYF protein 2-like. The record is from RefSeq and is a predicted model, not a curated record. Lineage: Eukaryota; Metazoa; Arthropoda; Insecta; Diptera; Diopsidae. The coding region runs from base 9 to 428 and encodes 139 amino acids. The transcript has 3 exons.